AUGCCACGUAUUAAGGGAACACCGAAACAAAAGGGAGCACCACUUCCUACAACAUUUACAAGCAUCAACACCACCACUACAUCAGCAACAGCGGUAACAUCAAGCAGUUGUGAUACUUAUUCAACGGUUACGCAUCCACUUCAUGCGUUUGCUCUGAUCUCGAAGGUAAUGGAGACUAGUAACUUCCCAAUCUUUUCAGCACUUGAUUCCAACACAGACCAGCUUCUUUCCCCAAUUGGCUAUGAAAACUCGGGUUCAUUGCCUUCCUCUUUAUUCUUUCUUCCUGAAAGGGUUGCUUCUCAACCAAUGAGGGAUCGGGACCGAGAGGUGGUCACUUGUAGCGUCUGCCAGAAAUCUAUGCGUCUAGGCAGUCUUCGUGAGCACAUGGAUCGUCACGAGAACAGCGGGAAAUUUGAGUGCGAAUUAUGUGGCAAGAACUUCAGUCGUGCUAGUGCACGUGAAAAACACAUUCGAACGCAUACGGGCGAGAGACCUUUUAAAUGCGACCUCUGUCCAAAGGCCUAUAGACAGAAGGUUCACCUGAACGAGCAUAUACGAUCGCAUUCGGGUGAAAGACCUUUCGUUUGCAGGUUAUGCGGAUUCUCACUUGCCUCGAAGUCGCUUCUUAAUCGACAUUUACGUACCCAUGGUGUCAAAAACGGGGCUAAUGAUGCUCCUGUCAUGUGGUUACGCACUGACGCACCAAAAUCUCAGGUUCUAGCAGCUGCCGGAGCUGUUGGGAGGUCUAUUGACGCCGAGAGACGCAUUAAGGGUGGACUGGAAGUCGAGGAGGAAGACCCAGGAACUCUACAUAUCACUGCAUUGAACGCCAUGGCAACUGUGGCAGCGCUGGGACGAAAACACUUAUGCCCCGAGUGUCCAGCUGGCUUCCCUACAAUUCAAGCUUUGAGGUCGCAUCGAGUUACCACGCAUGGCUUGGUGGUAGAACACGUCUGUGAGACUUGUAGAGCUACGUUCAGUUCAAAGAAGGCACUGAAAAUGCAUUUGCGAACUAAGCACCCGCAGAUAUGCCCUUUGUGCGAACAGGUGAUGCCACAGCGUCGAAGAUGGGUCUUGGAAGUGCAUAUUCGGGAGAACCAUCCGGGAGUUUCCGCGGACUCGGUGAUUGGGCCGUCUCCUUUAGUGGUUGCGGUAGCAUCGAGUGAUGCGAAACGGGAAGGCUUGCGCAGGGCAAAACAAGCUCCAAAGCGUUGCCGAACAACGCGGUUGAAUUCGCCUAACGAUGCUGCAGCUGUGAACGCGCCAACAGAAGACUCCGCAAAGUUGACUAGAGGAAAUCUUUCUGAAUGCGCCUCUGAAGAAAAACACUGCGAAGGCUCCCUGAUGAUCACUCUAGAUCAUUUUGAUACGGAAAGAAAUGAUGAGGAUGGUCAUGAAGCUCCAUCUACAUUCUUUAAGCUGCAUUUUGAACCAAUCUCGAAACAUGUAGACAAGAGCAUGCCCAUUCCUCAAGUUUGUAAUGGAUGUAAUAAUGAAAGCGGGUAG
Messenger RNA from Echinococcus granulosus, 1506 nucleotides. Its product is annotated as Zinc finger protein. Gene Ontology annotation, cellular component: nucleus. The transcript is spliced from 2 exons. Bases 1 to 1506 code for a protein of 501 amino acids. Lineage: Eukaryota; Metazoa; Platyhelminthes; Cestoda; Cyclophyllidea; Taeniidae. The record is from RefSeq and is a predicted model, not a curated record.